Vidua chalybeata is the source of this 7704-nucleotide messenger RNA. RefSeq names its product transforming growth factor beta receptor associated protein 1 (gene TGFBRAP1). Bases 38 to 2626 code for a protein of 862 amino acids. Gene Ontology annotation, cellular component: membrane; cytoplasm. The transcript is spliced from 12 exons. Lineage: Eukaryota; Metazoa; Chordata; Aves; Passeriformes; Viduidae. Gene Ontology annotation, biological process: autophagy; intracellular protein transport; endosomal vesicle fusion. The record is from RefSeq and is a predicted model, not a curated record.
GCUCCGCUGUGCGCCGGCAGAUCACCCAGAAGACACAAUGAGCGUUAAAGCUUUCAAGCUCGUUUCUGCUGUUGAGCGGGAGAUGUUAAUGGGAGACAAAAAUUACAUUAACAUCGAGUGCAUUGAGUGUUGUGGGAAGAACCUCUAUAUUGGAACCAAUGACUGCUUUAUCUAUCACUUCCUGUUGGAUGAAAAGGUAUCGACAGCUGGAAAAAUAACUUUUGCUGCCACCAAACAACUACACAAAUACCUGGGUUUGAAGAAGCCUGUGAGCGAGUUGAAAGCAGCCUCUGCCCUCACGAGACUGCUUGUGCUUUGUGACAACACGAUAACACUAGUGAACAUGAUCAACUUGGAACCUGUCCCCACUGGUGCUAGGAUCAAAGGAGCUGUGACAUUCACACUGAAUGAAAACCCUGUGAGUGGGGAUCCUUUCUGCGUUGAAGUUUGCAUUAUCUCGGUCAAGCGUCGGACCAUUCAAAUGUUCAUGGUGUUUGAAGACAGAGUCCAGAUAGUGAAGGAAGUGUUUACUCCAGAACAACCCUGUGCUGUGGCUGUAGAUGGUUACUACUUAUGCCUUGCCCUUACUACACAGUAUAUAAUUUUGAAUUACAAUACUGGCAUCUCCCAGGACCUAUUUCCUUAUUGCAGUGAUGAGAAACGGCCAAUUGUGAAAAGAAUAGGCAGACAAGAGUUUCUGUUGGCUGGCCCUGGAGGCCUAGGCAUGUUUGCUACUGUAGAUGGGAUUUCACAGCGCGCCCCAGUACACUGGUCAGAGAACGUGAUUGGGGCAGCUUUGUGCUUUCCUUACGUGGUUGCUCUCGAUGAUGAGUUCAUUACGGUGCACAGCAUGUUGGACCAGCAGCAAAAGCAAACUCUGCCUUUUAAAGAAGGCCACAUUCUGCAGGACUUUGAAGGAAAGGUGAUUGUUGCUACCAACAAGGGUGUGUAUAUCUUGGUGCCACUACCUUUGGAAAAACAGAUUCAAGAUCUUCUAGCUAGCCACAGAGUGGAAGAAGCCCUUGUUCUAGCAAAAGGAGCUCGAAGGAAUAUUCCAAAAGAGAAAUUUCAGGUAAUGUACAAACGAAUCCUGCAGCAAGCAGGUUUUAUACAGUUUGCACAGCUUCAGUUCCUUGAAGCAAAAGAGCUCUUCAGAAGCGGCCAGCUUGAUGUCCGGGAGCUGAUCUCUCUGUACCCCUUCCUGUUGCCUACUUCCUCUUCAUUUAUCCGGUCCCAUCCUCCUCUGCACGAGUACGCGGACCUGAACCAGCUGACCCAAGGGGACCAGGAGAAGAUGACAAAAUGCAAACGAUUCCUCAUGAGUUACUUGAAUGAAGUCCGCAGCACUGAGGUUGCAAAUGGCUACAAGGAGGAUAUCGACACAGCUUUACUCAAACUGUAUGCAGAGGCAAAUCAUGAAAGCCUGCUGGAUCUCCUAGUUUCAGAGAACUUCUGUCUUUUAACAGAUAGUGCUGCCUGGCUGGAAAAACACAAAAAGUAUUUUGCACUUGGUCUCCUGUAUCACUACAAUGGUCAGGAUGCUGCAGCACUUCAGUUAUGGGUGAAAAUAGUUGAUGGAGACAUUCAAGAUUCUACACGUUCAGACCUCUAUGACUACAUAGUAGACUUCCUUACAUUCUGCUCAGACCAAGAGCUAGUGUGGAAGUACUCUGAAUGGAUUUUACAGAAAAAUGAAGAGGUUGGUGUACAGAUUUUCACUAAAAGGCCUUUGGAAGAACAGGAGAAAAACAACAUUAAUCCAGAAGAUAUCAUCAGUUGCCUUAACAAAUAUCCUAAAGCACGUGUUAAAUAUCUAGAACAUCUAGUACUGGAAAGAAAAAUACAGAAAGAAAAGUACCAUACUCAUCUAGCUGUCUUGUACUUGGAGGCAAUACUUCAGCUAAAAUCUGUGACAGAUAACUGUACAGAAACGACUGAACUGCUGUUGAAACUUCGCAGUCUGCUUCAGAAAUCUGAUCUUUAUAGAAUUCGCUUUAUUUUAGACAAAAUCCAGGGCACAGACCUUCAUAUGGAAAGUGCAAUUUUAUAUGGGAAACUAGAAGAACAUGAGAAGGCUUUGCAUAUCCUUGUCCACGAGUUGAAGGACUUCCAUGCUGCUGAAGAGUACUGUAUGUGGAACUCAGAGAACAGAGACUUGCAGUACAGGCGGAGGCUUUUCCAUAUGCUGCUGUCAGUGUAUUUAACUCCAGGCACUUCGGACUGUGCGCUCGUCAUGGCUGCUGUGGAUCUCUUGAAUAACCACGCUGCGGAAUUCGAUGCAGGUCUGGUUUUGCAGGUGGUGCCUGACAGCUGGUCAGUGCAGCUCCUGUCCCCAUUCCUGGCUGGAGCAGUGAGACAAAGCAUUCACACAAAAAGAAUGACUCAGGUGGCACUUGGGUUAGCACAAGCUGAAAACUUAAUCUACAAGCAUGAGAAGGUUAAACAAAAAGGAGCCCCGAUUCUUCUUUCAGACAAAAAGGUGUGUCAGGUGUGCCAAAAUCCUUUCCGCGAGCCUGUGUUUGUAAGAUACCCAAACGGGAGUAUGGCCCACACGCACUGUGCUGCAAACAGACAUCUCAAUUCCAAUGUGACUCAUCACUCUCCCAGCUCCAGCAAUCAGACUUGAAAUAUUCCCACAGUUCCCAUGACUUACACCCCAUUGAAAGUGGGCUGGAAAGAAAAAAGUGCAGCUACUUUAAGUAUAAAUCAAGAUGGACAGCUAGUUUUUGGGUUAAUGGGAAGACUUCCAGUAAAUAUAAAAUACUGUUACUUAUCUUUUUGAUUUCUAAUGAAUGUAGAUAGAAAAUUCACUACUACACAUGGAGAGGUGCAAAUAUGGGCUCUUCUGUGAAUAGGAGUAAACACUUAAGAGAAAAGGAGCCUUUUCUUCACAGUGAGGAUGAAUGUUAUGGAGUGAAGGCAAACAGUCAUUUUAAGAACUGUCACUUUGCACUGACUGUGGUAUAAGUUUGUGGAGGGGAAGAUGGCAUUUAUUUGAGUUGGAAUUCUUGAAGAGUGAUGGGACAAGAUUGGCAUCAUGCAGCUUACUAUGAAGACAGAGAUCUGCAUCGAUUUUAGUGCUUGCUGCAGCAUGUCUUCUUUUGGGCUGGAUUAUCUUCCACAGGAUCACAUUAUUGACUUCAAUUUUUUUGCUCUGCAAAAUGUUGGCUUUUGAUGCACUUUUCAGUACCUCCCUCCCAUCCACCUACUAUAUGGAAUUUAAAUAUAAGCACUGCUCUGUUAGGUUUCUGCUCCUGCAGUUACUGUAAUGUACUGAGUGGAAACCAAUAACCUCAAUCACACAGGUGAGCUUGGAAGAAAACAGGAAGAAAGGUUGUCUGAUCAGACUGUAGUCACUUUUAUAUGGGGGAAGAGGCCCUGACUUUAAUACUGAUUUAUUUAUUAAUAUGCAAAUAUGAUGUACAUACAGUUGAAUAAAUUGAUCUUAUCAUUCUAGCAUUUCUUUGGAGGAUUAAGAUGUAGCUGAUACAUAAAUGUACAGGUGAUGUGCUAAAUGUUUGCUUUAACAUAACUUAGGCAGGUUGGAACUCCACAAAAAUAGGUUUUAGUGCUUAUGGAUGACUUUGUGCAAUCAAAACCACAGAGAGAAGGUAUAAAAUUAUAAGAAAUCUACAAAAGUGCACUACAGGGGUACUGGGUUUUUUAUAUUCUACUAAAUAUUCUGUGAACUAAAAUUUUUCAAAUAACACAAACCCCUUACUUAACUGCCCUCAUAUGUAUUCACAUUGUUAUUUAACCAUUUUAAAGAAGUUGAUUUAAAAGAUGUAGCUUUCCCCAAGAGAGGUUAAAAAAAUGACAACUUUAAAUAAACUUAAGUAUUGCAAAGUGAAAGCAUUUCUUUGAAUUCUGUGAAGCUCUAAUAAAUACCAGGCUUACUGACCCACAUGCAGUUGAGUUAGUAUGGCUGCUCCCUGUUUCAGAAUUCCAAAUCAGUGGAGGCUUUCAGGAAAAUGGCAUGCUUGGUCCUUUCUAGAAUCACAGAAUAAGCUGAGUUGGAAGGGAUGCAUCAGAAUCAUGGAGUCCAGGUCCUGGCCCCACACAGGACACCCUAGAGUCACACCAUGGGCCUCAGUGUUGUCCUGAUGCAGCCUCAUUGCACAGAAAGGCUGGCUUAGGAAGCUGCCUUCUACGUACAGUGCUGCCUCCAAGAAGGGGCAGCCAGCCCUCAUCCAGGGGAAGAAGAUAUCCAUCUCUUCUCACAGAAACAUGCACUGGUUUGGGGUGAAAGGGACCUUAAAGACCAUCUAUUCCAACCCCCCUGCCAUAGGCAGGGAUACCUUCCACUAGACCAGGUUCUUCAAAGCCUCAUCCAACCUGGUCUUGAGCACUGCCAAAGAUGAGUUGUCUACAACUUCCCUGAGCAACCUGUGCCUGUGCCUCACAACCCUCAGAGUAAAGAAUUUCUUCCUGAUAUCUAAAUUUGCCCUCCUUCCGCUUAAGGCCAUUGCCCUUUGUCCUAUCACUACAUGCAUCUGUACAAAGUCCCUCUUAAGCUCCCUUGCUGUCUCCCCUCAGGUUCUGGAAGGUGCUAUAAGGUCUUCCAAGAGCCUCUCUCCAGGCUGAACAGCUCUCAGCCUGUGUUCAUAGGAGAGGUGCUCCAGCCUGUGAUCAUCAUUGAGGCCUUACUCUCGACUCAUUCCAGCAGUUCAACAUCUUUCUUGUAUUGUGGGUCCCAGAGCUGUACUCAAGGUGUGGAGUACUUUGCUUUAAAGGAAAAGACCUUUAAAUCUUUCUCCUUGCUGAUUUUGAAAUUGGGAAAGUACAACUGUUGUGCUGAAUUUUUAUUUAUUUUUGAAAGCCCAAGUGAGGAAUUUUGUAGUGCUUUGUACUAAGACAUGUAAGUCGCAUUUAGUGAGAAGCACUUCAGAAGUGUGGGCAUUUCUGACUCAGUUCUGGCAUGAGUGAUUCUGCUGUGGCACUGGUCUAAGCAGAUUAUCUUGUAGUCGUGGGUUUUGAACAUUGUGUAUGCAACUGGCAGUAAUGGUAUAGAAAAAUUUGUAGUCCCCUGUCCUCAAAAUACUUGCUGAUAAGAGUGGAAGUGAUUUUUAUGAAGACCCUAUAAACCUUUUGUGUACACUAGCAUGCAUUUCUUACAAAAUACUUUCUUUUGCUGCCAACAUCCUAAGUAUGCUCUUUUUUUCUAUUUAGUAAAGGGAUACUAAAACAGACCCCUCUCCAUGCUUUAGAGUAAUUUUAGCCACUUAGUAGUGAUGAACUACUGCUGCAAUGGAAUAAAAAUCAUAUCAUUCCAGACUUCAGGAAAGUUCUUAGUUGCUAUUGCAAGAAAAAGUAUGUCUAUAAAAGAUUAAAUAAUUCUUUAUUAAUAUUUGAAGAUAUGUACUUUGGCUAAAAUGCAGCAAAACCAAUAAUUGUACAUACCAAACAAAUACAGAAAUCAGAAUAAUGCAAGUCAGCAUUUUUGCAAUAAAAAUGUGGUUGAUAUUUAGGUUGGGGGCAUCUAGUUCUUUGAAGCCAAGUCCCCCGAAUAUGUGGACUGGAAAAAUUGAUACAUUGUUACCUGUUACUUUGUUAAGUUUUAUACUAGAACUCACUUGAAUGAAUUAAUAUGGAAAUCCCACAGUAACGAACGGAAAAAGCAAACAAAGCCAAUGUGAGGCUGAGGCAGAGCAAGAGCUCAGCAGGGAGGUGGCAGGUGGAUGAUGCUUUUCCUCUGUGUGUCCAGCAUGUGAGCAACAGGGAAUAUUCCCAACCAGAGAAGAUGUCAGCCCACAUCAGAGUGCUCUGUGGUGUUCUGGGCUUGGUCACCAGGAAAUUUAUGAAAGGUCUGCAUUCAAAUUUCCUUAGGUGGGACAACUGAACAGCCCUUGGGUAAGAAAGCUUCAUUCUGGAGAACCCGAGUUCAAUCCUGCUUUUGUUUUGGCACUCAGUUUGGUGAUUCUUGGUUUAUGUACCUGAAAUCCUGGGCCAGCAUUGCUACUGUGGUUAGUUAUGGCUGCAGCAGCACAGAGGGAGUGAACAGGGAAGGAACCAGAUUUGGGUAACUAAUUGCUGACUGCAUAUGUGAAGGAGGAGAGGCAGGAAAGCAAUAUUUCUCUGACCAUUCUUCUAGUUUGGAAACAAAUGCUUUUUGGGAGUUAAAGCUUGAUGUGAUCUUUUUAUCUCCAGUUAGGGAGAUAAGUGGUGUCUAAGACCUGCCCUUGGAGAGUGGAGAUUCUGCCAGAGUAUUUAUUCUUAAUUUAGCUGUUGCUAAAUUAUUUGAAAUUCAUCUCCCUCACUUUUUCCAAAGAGUCUCCUCCAACUUUGUAUGUGUCUAAACUGAAACAGUAGUGGAGAUUUUUUUUAAUGUGACAUUGUGUCUGUGAUUCAGGACAUAAUAUGUGAGAUUAGUCUCUCACACUGAUGCCUCUGCAGAUAUCAAGACACAUUUGUCUAACAUGUAACCUCCAGUUACUGAAAUAUUGCAGCUCUGACCUUUCUUUUCAGUCAUUCACUGCUACAGAUGAUGGUACAUACAAAAAGCACUUGUUAAACUUUCUUCUACGCUUUCAUAUCUCCACGCUUCCAUAGGUAAAAAUUACCUAUGAUGUGUGUAUGUCAUCAUACACUGUUUUUCUCUCAGUCAAUAAAAGGAAAAAUACUAAUUCAAAAAAUUACUCAGAAUCUGGCACUCUGCUCAAAAUAAGAUUCAUGGCUGUAUAUUCAUGAGAAAGAAUUCAGUUACAUCUUCAUUUCUUUUGUGUAAGUGGAUAAGUUGUCACAUUGAGAUCAGUAUUCUUGUAACAUUGUCAAAGCCAGGGGAAAAUAAGCAUUUGGGGGUUGUUACACAGAGCACACCAGAGAUACCUAUGAACUGACUUGUUCAGGCAGCCACUACUGAGGUGGCUCAGGUGUGCACAGGAUUCCAGGUUACAAUGAGAACUUCUCUCUUUGCUCCCCUUGCUCCCAAUCUCCAGAAACUUUCCAGCCUUUGUUACCUGAUUGUCACUCUUCUAGCACUUAACUGACAUGGGUACAAAUCUUGAGAGGUCUGGGGGACUUGACUCCUGAGCAGAUCUGUCUUCAGUAAAAUGUCACUUUUUUAUUCAGCCACAUGAAGCCCUAGUAAUGUGAGCUGUGGAAAGGUGAUGGUAGGGAUGGAGUAUGUGUAUGCUUUCUGAGAACUUUAUUACAUGUUUAAACACACGAGCAUUAUCCUGACUGCUGAGUCUUUAUAGCAACAUCUGUUCUUCACAGGACUUCUGUCCUGAAAGACAUUAAAAAUAUAUUGUUUUAUGCAGUUCUAUCAAGAAGUACAUUUUUAUUUUAUAACUCUUCCUGGUUUGCUGCAGUCUCUAUUCAGCAUGGCUCUAAGUGUUUUAUUAACAUCCUGCUGUUCAUAACAAGCAGCAACUAAUACAUUUUCAUUGUGAGCUCUCUUCCUAUUGCCUAUAUUAGCUAAUUAAUUUUUCUCUUGCUGUACAACACUUUGGGGCUUAUGCCUUGUGAACACUGGUAAUUAAAUGUGCUGCUACUUUUUAAGGGAAAAGAAGAAAAGAUAAUAAUGUUCUGUAAUGUAUGAUUGAUUUCAAAAUUGAAGUUCCCCUGCAGUAAAUUUGUUCAGAUGGAAGUUUGUACCGUUAAGGCUUUUGGACUUAGUGGUUAUAUUGGUGAACAUACACAGCAGUAUGUGGAAUGUACAAAUGUAUAAAUAUGACAAUUUUUAAUAAAAUCUUUUAAAUUACA